AUGGCUGCACCAUUUCCAUUCCCAGAGAUAUUUCUCAGACCAGCUGCCUGUCUCUCAGUGGACGAUGCGACUGUACAAAUAAAGUACGAAGGCACGCUCUCAACAGGAUCUCCCAGUACCACAUGUCAAGUACAAUCAGUCACCUUGAGCUCCAUGAGAUUGUAUGACACAUGCAUACCAGAGGAAUACAAUUUCACCAGCCGAUACACCAACCAAGACGAUUGGGAAGUUCUGGUGGACGACUCUGUGUCGGGUCGACUGAGCAUUCCCAGAAAGAAAAAGUUUCAAUUAUGGAAAGGAAGCCUAGUGCGAAUCGCAGGAGAUCCUUCAGUUGGAACAUCGUCUAAUGAAUUUGUUCCUUUGACUGAAGAUGGACUAGACAUCCGGUCAGAAUGGUUGACAAUCAGCGAGUCUUCAACUAGAACUGAAUGGGAUGGAGCGCAGACUUUCCAUGUUCCUACACGAGGAACAUUCUUACAAAGUAUGAGAAACUCCAUCGCGCGAUGCUACGAGGUUGAACAGGUGAGAGAUACAGGUAUAGACAUGGUAUCUCAAGUACCGGAGGGAUCACCCGUAUACGAUUUAGAGAAGUAUACGCUCAAUUGUUCAGCUUUGAUUCCUGAGAAUUUCUCUGCCUAUAGAGGUGAGAGAGUUCCGAUCAUCAUUUUGAACAGUGAUUUCGAUUUGUCUGCCACAAAUCCGGUGGCAGACUAUCGAGGUCCCGUUAGAUGGGUUACUCCCGAUACUAGCGCUAGUACAACCCGUGGACAACGAAUCAUUCCAAGGCUAGCCCAGGCUGAGUCUUGA
Kwoniella botswanensis is the source of this 807-nucleotide messenger RNA. RefSeq lists its product as uncharacterized. The coding region runs from base 1 to 807 and encodes 268 amino acids. The transcript has a single exon. NCBI's taxonomy places the organism in Eukaryota, Fungi, Basidiomycota, Tremellomycetes, Tremellales, Cryptococcaceae. The record is from RefSeq and is a predicted model, not a curated record.